Molecule: messenger RNA, 9996 nt
Organism: Hylaeus volcanicus
Lineage: Eukaryota; Metazoa; Arthropoda; Insecta; Hymenoptera; Colletidae
Gene: Myo10A
Product: unconventional myosin-XV
Exons: 35
Coding region: 496-9996 (3166 amino acids)
Cellular component (GO): myosin complex; cytoskeleton
Molecular function (GO): protein binding; cytoskeletal motor activity; ATP binding
Source: RefSeq, a predicted model, not a curated record
UCCGGAAUCGCGGCUUGAACGCAGUCGGUGUCCGGUCGUCCGGGAACGCUCGAAUUGCGAAGGUAAACGCGGUGGUAACCGCGUUCUGGAACUCGACCCUCCAGUGGACAGUUAAAAAGUGACACUCGUGACACUGUGCGACACGAAACGCGAGAAUUCUCUUCAUCGAUCCUCCAUCGAUCCUCUUCACCGGCCGUUUCACUUCUCCUUUUCACCUUCUCUUUGUUCACCGCUCCCGAGCAUCCUCGUGGCUCUGCCCGUGAUCGCGUGCACCGUCGUGCAUCAGUGACCCCUGGCUUGGUUCGAACAGUUCCCUCGAGGUGACGUCGUUCCAGCCUAAGAAGGGAUCCACGGGACCUGACCUCGACGAGGACCUGGUACCGCGAAUUCCGGGAAGGGAGCGUCUCCCAGAGAACCAAGGAACAACAAUCUAAUCCGCGGUGCAAAAUGAGGGUAGCUCAUUCUCUUCGAACGGGACUCUAACGCUAUCUCAAGAUGUACGCCGAGUGGCAAAAGGGUGAAUUGGUGUGGUUCGAUCCUGGUGUCGGCCACGUGUUGCCGGGUGAAGUUUUGGAGUAUCACAGAGCCGCGAACGUCCUCUCUGUCCAAGCGGUGAUCGCUGGCAAGCCUCAAAUCUUCACCCUCACUAAUUUGAGUGGCGUGAAACCGAGGCAGGAUCUUGGACAAAAUGGAAUCGAGGACAUGAUACAGUUAAACGACCUCAACGAGGCAUCUUUAUUAUGGAACUUGAAGAUUAGAUACGACAAGGAAUUAAUAUACACAUACACAGGAAGCAUAUUAGUGGCGGUGAAUCCAUACAAAAUGUUUGACAUUUAUGGCUUGGACCAAGUGAAACUGUACGAAGGGCGGAUACUCGGGACAUUGCCACCACACCUGUUUGCCGUGGGCUCGUCUGCGUACAGUCAAGUAACCGCUGCAAAUAACGCCAGCGCGAAUCAGGUGGUCGUCAUUUCCGGCGAAUCCGGUUCAGGAAAAACGGAGUCCACGAAACUCGUAAUGCAAUAUCUAGCGGCGGUUAAUCGAGCGCCGAACAACCUGGUCACCGAACAGAUACUCGAGGCGACGCCAUUGUUGGAAAGCUUCGGGAACGCGAAAACGCCACGAAACGAUAACAGCAGUCGAUUCGGGAAAUACCUGGAAGUUUACUUCAGAGACGGAGUCAUCGUCGGUGGAAGGAUCACUCAGUACCUCCUAGAGAAAAGUAGAAUAGUCACCCAAGCGUCAGAGGAGAGGAAUUACCACGUGUUCUACGAGCUCCUAGCUGGCCUCGACCAGCAACUCAGGGAUAAAUACGGGUUGCUCACGCCAGACAAGUACUUUUACUUGAACCAGGGUGGGAACUGCGAGAUCGAUGGCAAAAGCGACACUCAGGACUUCAAAGCCCUGUUAUCCGCCAUGCAAGUGUUGGGGUUCACGUCCGAGGAGCAGGACACGAUAUUCAAGAUACUCGCCAGCGUGUUGCACCUGGGGAACGUGUAUUUCCAUCGUAAGCAAAUGAGGCACGGCCAGGAGGGCGUGGAAGUUGGCUCUGACGCGGAGAUCCGUUGGGCAGCUCAUCUACUUCAAGUCAACUCCGACGGGAUCAUCAGGGCACUCACGACCAAAACAACAGAGGCAAGAAACGAGAGAGUCUUCACUGCGUUGAAUAUCGAUCAGGCUCUGGAUGCCAGGGAUGCCUUCGCGAAAGCUCUGUACAGUUCUCUGUUCUCCUGGUUGGUCGCUCGCGUUAAUCAUAUCGUCUACAAAGGAACCAAACAGACGGCCGCCAUUUCGAUUCUCGAUAUAUUCGGCUUUGAGAAUUUCACGGAGAACAGCCUGGAACAGCUGUGCAUCAAUUAUGCGAACGAGAACCUCCAGUUCUACUUCAACAAGCAUAUCUUCAAGUUGGAGCAGCAGGAGUACGCCAAGGAAAAAAUCGAUUGGACGACUAUCAAUUAUACCGACAAUCUGCCAGUGAUACAUCUCAUCGCAAAGAAGCCAGUCGGUAUACUUCACCUGCUGGAUGACGAGAGCAAUUUUCCCAAAGCUACGGAUCUCUCGUUCCUGGAAAAAUGCCAUUACAAUCACGCCUUGAGCGAACUGUACUCGAGACCAAGAAUGAAUUCAGCCGAGUUCGCCAUUAAACACUAUGCUGGUCAGGUUUGGUAUAACGUCGAAGGUUUCUUGGACAAGAAUAGAGACACGUUGAGACCGGAUGUAGUGGAAUUAUUAAUAAGCAGCAAAAUAUCCAUGGUCAGUAAAAUGUUCCAGCAUGUAAGGACAACUCACGAGGCUAACAAAACUAUGAAUAAACCCAAUGGUAGAUUCGUCACCAUGAAACCGAGAACGCCAACAGUGUCUGCGCGGUUCCAUGACAGCUUACAGCAACUCUUGGAUUCGAUGUCUCAAUGCAAUCCGUGGUUCGUGCGAUGCAUCAAGCCAAACACGGAGAAGGCGCCAAUGAAAUUCGACAUGCCAUGCGUUCUCGAGCAGCUGCGCUACACAGGAAUGUUGGAGACGAUACGCAUUCGAAAGACUGGUUACCCCGUUCGACUCGGUUUCGGACACUUCGUGGACCGAUACAGAUACCUCGUUUCCACGCAUUUGCCCAGAGGAGCGCCCAACAAGGAGCUUUGUCGCAUAAUUUUGGACAAAGCUGCACCGAAGGAGGCUCAGUCUCAAUACCAGCUGGGGCUCACCAGAGUGUUCUUGAGAGAAUCAUUGGAAAGGACUCUGGAGUACAAUAGAGCACUGAUUUUGGAAAGGGCAGCUAUAACGGUUCAGAGAUACACCAGAGGAUUUCUUGCAAGAAGGAGAUUCCUCAAUAUCUCACGAAGUACGGUGCUAAUCCAAGCCGUUUAUCGCGGGUAUCGCGAAAGGAAAAAGUUCAGAGCGCUGAAAAAGGCGACACUCAUGGCACAGAAGAUAUACAGGGGGAAGAAACAGCGCGAGAGGUUUAGUGUUCUGAAGGAGGAGAUGGCGAAGAGAGCAGAAAUCGAGAGGGCAAGCAAGGAACGAGCAAAAGCGAAGCAGCAACGAGAGGAACAGGAGAGAACUUCGAGAGCUGUGGCUGGUGUCAAUCAUUUAGAAAUCCCUGCUGAACUUGCGUUCAUCUAUAGCAAACUUGACGACUGGCAGCCAACGCACACCGAAAGGAAUCUACUGAAAGUCGUCGGUCAGGUGAUACCCAUGCAUCACAAUUACGGCCUGCCGCCUGACAUUGACCAGCAUCAGUUCUCAAAGUUCACGAAUAUCUACUUCAAGAGCCACAUCUUCGGCAUGAAACGGGAACCGAUCAAAACACCUUUUCUGGCGAAGGCUCGAGACCAAGAUUACACGGACUCGUUGAUGAUCUUCAAGAUGAUCUUGCGCUUCAUGAACGAGAAUAAUUUAAGUGGCAAGAGGGAGCAGGCUCUGGGCGAUUACAUCGUGAACAAAGGGAUCGUCAAUGAAAAAUUGAGGGACGAAGUUCUGUGCCAACUCGCAAAUCAAACUUGGAAAAACGAGAACGACGCGAACAAAGAGAGAGGCUGGUUAUUGUUAUCGAAUUGUUUGUCAGCUUUCCAGCCUAGUCCGACUCUGUUCAAGUAUUUCCUCAAGUAUGUAUCCGAUCACGCGUACGACGGUUACAAAGCCUACUGUCAGAGGAAGCUUCUGCAGGGGGAGAGAACGAUAUUCAGGAUAAUGAACAACAAUCAACAAAUCGUUCAGCACGUGCCGAGAAAUUACCCGCCAUGCGUGUUGGAAUGGAGAGCGAACAGAAAUCGCGUUAACAUGGCGCUAAGCGUGGGAUUCUACGACGGUGAGACAGUUACCUGUGCGGUGGAUUCGUGGACGACGUGCGAAGAAUUGGCCAACCUCGCCGUUCACAAUCACGGCGUCGACAAUUCUGGCUGGACCAUCACUCUGUGGAAUCAGUUGGACGGUCCAGAUGCCAUCGUGACGGAAACCAAUGGUUUCGAUUACGUUCUUGAUCUGAUCUCCGAGAUGGAACUAGCUCCAGCCUUCCCAGCUGCUAAACACAUGUUCCUAGAACAGCGAAAGAACAGUUUCCCUCCUAUUAAAAAGAGAGAGCACACGCAGAUCAUUCGAGAGUUAGAGCAGGAAAUAGAGCCACCGGUUCUGAAGACAUUCCAACCUCUAGAACGAAAAUCAGUGCCGAAGCCUGUGGACAAACCUGUCGAACCGGAAAUUCAGUCGCCUAGACGACCUGUCGUUCCUCCGCCGCAGCCACCUGUGGCGAAGCCAUCGGCGAGGAAGCAAUCCCACGAGGCUAUGCUAGAAACAACAAUGGAGACUGGUCUAUCGCGGAAAUCAGCCCUGAACGACAGAUACUUCGAGAACGAGAAGCAACGCAGUCGUAGUCUGGAUAACCUGCUUCAACCGGAAGUGGUGCCGUCCCCAGUAAAACUGGCGAACCUUGGAUUAUCGUCGUCGAAACUGAACGAACGGUACCAUAGUCUCGAAAGGAUUGGAGAAACAUCCGCGGUUAGCAAUGUCGAGUACAUGACGAGGAACGAAAUCGCCCAAGAGAGAAAGUACAGCAGGAUAACGAGGACAACGGAACCAAACAUCGAGGAAGAAGACUUAACGAUCGACUUCGAGUAUCCCGAUAUUCAGUCGGUCAGUCAAACCGGAAGAUCGGAAGAUGACAAGAGCAGCUACAUCAGGUCUCAAACUAGGUUCAUCAAAUCGCAAUAUCCUAGUAAACGAGCACUGCCAGGUAGUCAAUCGAGUCGCGCCUACAUCGAAAAGAGCGAGUACGGCGUGAAAUCCUCCGCCAUGUCUGACACGAGCGAAGCACCUUCCCUGGCGUCGCACGUGAGACGAGUUAGGGUGCCUAGUCAAGCUUCGGACGUGGAUCAGUUCCUGGACGAGUUGUUCAUGCCGGUUCUGGACGGAAAUUUGGACGAACUGUCGGACGCCAGGAGUCUGGCGGCUAGCAUCAAGGGCACAAGAGACGAUAGGUCUCAGAGCGAUGCUGUGAUCCUGGAAACUAUGAGAAACAAUGACAUCGAGGAUCAGAAUGACAGAGGGAGGAUAGAAACAGUCGACGACUUCAUGGAAAUGAUGCUGAAGGGGUCUGAGACUGAAACGAUCACGGCGAAGGAGUUAUUAAAGAAGAUCAAAGGAGGAGGCAACAUGGACAUACCUAAUCAGAAUGCGAAUUUUAACUUUGGCGCCAUGACACCUGGCAUGAUGUCACCGCCUAUGAUGAUGCCAAUGUUCAGUUCACCGCAACAAGUGCCUCCUGUGCAAAGUAACAGUAUGAACAUGGGGCAAGGUUUCAUGCCAAUACCGAUAUACAGCAUGCAAGGGCUCAGUCUUCCUCAGUAUCCCAAUUCACCGCCGAAUCAAAACAACGAUAUGAUGGCUUAUCAGCAGAACCUGCAGAGAGCAUUCUUGCAGAGUGCCAUGGCGCAGAAUAUACAAAUUCAGCAGCAACUGUUGGCGCAGAAUCAGGCUCUUCAGCAACUGCUCGUGCAGAGCCCUCAAAACUCUAACCAACAACCGGGCACGGUGGUGUCCGCAGGCCCCUCCAGUAUGAAUCUUGUCCCCCCAGCCCCCCCAAACGGUGCCCAAAUGGGGCCCAAUGAUUCUAUUGGACGCUACUCCAAGGUAUCAUUCAGGGAACCAGAGGACGCUGAACUUUGGUCAACGGAGAAACAAGUUACGCAAGUUAAAGCAGCGACGAACAGUCAGCGUCAAGAAGUGACAGUUAAAGCUCAGAUCCAUCGAUCUCAGAGCCCACCCAGGAAGAACUCUGAGAUCGUUAGGAAGACUAGCGUCGAGUAUGCAGUUAGAAAGAUUAGCGUCGAUAGAAAAGCGGCCGACAAGAAAUCAUCCGGUCCGACUGAUGCUAAAAGGACGAAUUCCAAUAAAAAUAACGUGCAAAGUAACUUCACGAACGUUCUGAGCGAGUUGAAGAAUCGUAAGAGCAGCGUGGAUAGCAAUUUGUCCAGUUCGAGUAACAACAAGGGUGUGCCACCCCCACCACCGAUGCCACCACCCUUGGAGUCGCACGAUCCUUCAGAGUCGAGACCAUUCCUUGAUCCUUACGGAAGGGCGAAAACGGUUCGAAUUGGCAAAUGGAGAUGGCCACCACCGAGUGACUCGAACGAGAAUCAAAGCCAAGACAGUUUCAUAGAGUUCAAAAUGCGCCAGCAGCACCAGCAACGUAAGAUUACGCCACAAUAUCAAGAAUACAAUCAGGGCGACGGGGAGCAGAGCACAGAAGGAGUAGUCGAAUGGGAAGAGUUCGAGAUUGAAAAUAUCGUUGGAAACGAGGAGAGGACGAUAAUGGCCCACGCGUCAGUUUCCGUGACUAAACACGAAAAUGGUUAUAAAGAGGAAGGGGAGAAGAAAAAGAAGAAGUCAAAGUCCGCGUUAGAAGUGGGCGCGCAGAGGCCAUCCCCAGGUAGCAUUGGAAAAUUGAAACUCAGUUCGGAGAUGCGACAAAGAUUAGAAAAGGUGACGGCGAAUCACAGCGUUAGAUCUACGAAAACUACUGAAAAACCAGCUCUUCCAAGGGAAGACGGUAAAGUGAAGCGUUUGGAGGACAACAGGAAGCUUCUUCUUGAGCAACAAUUAGGAGGCCGAUGGGACGAUUACGCGUCUACGGCUGACGACACACAAAGCGUUACUUCGAAAGGCACGACCGAUAUGAUGACUCAAGCUCAAGUAGUCAGAACGCAAAUCGAAAGGAUGGAGAGGCCUGUACCACCUCCGCUUCCGGUGACCCCACCACAACCCCCUAGUCCAAGAGGCGGAAGCAUGUACAGUAAUAGUCAAUCAGGUGUACCACAGCCAAGGUCGCCGCCAGCCCCGAUCGAACCAAAAGCUCGAGACUCCUUCAGAACGUCGCCAGACUCGGAGACCUUCGAGCAUUUCUCCAAGAGCCAGCGCGACAUGUUCAGCCACAGUCGGGAUAUAUUCGCGUCCCAGCAGCAUUUGCGAGAGAGUCACGAAUACAGAAACGAUUUCGAUAAAUCUCGCUCGCAGGAUCAGAAAUCCAAAGACUUCUAUGGAAAGGACAGCACGGACAUGGCCAGUUCCGCCAGAGACAGAAGCUCGGACUUCGAUUCCCGUCGCGACUUUAAUUCCGACAUUUUCGAUCCAAAGUACACCAGGGAUAUCUUUGAGAACUCAAGUUCGAAGAGGGACCCGUUCGGGAUGACAAGGGAUGUCUCGCCGAAGUCCAGAGACAGCUUUGGCAUGCCAUCGCCUCGAGACUUCGGUGUGAUGCCUAACACGAGAGAGUCCUUCGCGGCUGCUCGUCAGGGUUUCAAGAAACUGGAUCGCGAAUCUGAUAGGAGGUCCAGCGUCGCAUCGACCAAUCGCACCGAUAAGAUGGAGAGAAUCGAAAUCGAAGAAUGGCCCGAGUUUCUCAGGCCAGUCCUGCCGCCAGCGGAGAAGCCAGAGAUCGAGAAGGUCCAAGAGGUGAUGAACACGAAGCUGUAUCCUCAAACCUCCACGGCACACUUCACGUACAACAGAGUGACGUGGACUUUGAGGGUGAAGAAAGAAGUGUUCGCACCGAACGAAACAUUGAACAGUCCUCUGGCGCUUCACUUGGUGUUCUGUCAGGUAGCUUACGACGUCCUCGCUACGUCCAGCAUCAGGAUCACUAAGGACGACAGGCAGAACAUGCUGAAGAUGCUGGACAAUUAUGGUAUCACCUUGGACAACCUGCAGAGCACCCAGCACAAGAUCACGAUCAAGAAGAACGUCGUCGAUAUGGCGAAACAGUGGCCUCUUUAUUUUGCUAGGAUAUUUCCAGUGUCGAUCGGGCCUCAACAUCCAGAAACUCAGCACGUGGCAGUUUCCCAUCACGGUCUUCGACUAAUCAAACGUACUCCGAACGGCGACCUAGUCAUCCUGGAGACUCUAUCUCUGGAAGACAUCGUUUCUGUGAGUUCUCCCCGUGUUGGUGUGUGUGUCAUGCAAAUUUCGUCUGGAGUCAGGCUACCGUUGCACACUAAUCGAGCGCCACAGUUGACAGAAAUGAUCGGCACCUACAUCAGACUGAUCGAACAGAAGCCGCUGCACAAGCCGAACCAUCACGAGAAUCACGUGUCCCAGAUCACGAAAUCGAUCCAGUCGCAGGCGAAUCACGGUUCUCUGAAUCACGUCCAGUCCCACGGUCAGUCUAAUCACGUUAUCUCGAAUCACGAGAACCACGUGUCCGCGAGUCGUGUGCCUAACCACGUGUCGGCGGCGAACCAGACGAACCAUCAGAAAAACCAGCAGAACCAGCGGCUCAGCCCUAACCAGGAAUGGCGGCAACCGGAAGACAACGGCAGGUUGCAAGAAGAUGGUAUCUACGAGAGCGGACCGGUGGUCAACGAUGGAAAACACUCUCUUUUGCAGUAUGCCAUGCUGAAUUUCAGGCAAAGCACGGAGAAGUUCGAGAUGCUGAAGACUGCCGACGGGUCCAUAAGUGGCUCGUUGAAAGUCAUCGAGUCGUUGAAGAGCAAAAAGAAGAACAAGAAGAGCAAAGGUCAACAGGACGGCGCGGAAUGGACCUGGAAGGAGCAAGUGGACCUCGUCAAGUACUCACCUGUGCCUAUCGAGCAAAGUCUUUUGAGGCUGGAUGCGGAUCUGAGCGCCUUAGCUGUGGAGUGUUUCGUGUGUCUCAUGAGGUACAUGGGCGAUCAACCGUUGCCUCCAGACACCAGCGAAGUCAAGUGUGUUUACACUAUUUUGAUGCACUGUCACAAGUACGAACACCUGCGAGACGAGGUCUAUUGCCAACUGAUGAAGCAGACCACGAACAAUAAGAGCCCGAAUCCCGAUAGCUGUCAGCGGGGUUGGAGGAUCUUCAGCAUCGUCGCUGCCUAUUUCACUUGCAGCGACGGUCUGAGGCCUUACCUCACCAAAUAUCUCGAAACGGCGGCGUACGACAAACGAAGAGCUUAUCACGGGACUGCCACGGUGUGCCUGCAAAACCUCAGGAAGACUGUUAAAUAUGGCGGGAGGAAGAACGUGCCCAGCGUUGAUGAGAUUAUGGCGAUCAGUGCUGGCAGAAACGCGAAGAGACAGAUUUACCGACUGCCAGGUGGAACGGAGAGGGUUAUCAACACGAAAUGUACCACGGUAGUGCAGGACGUUAUCGAGGAGAUGUGUAAUGUAAUAUCCGUAAGACAUCCUCACGAAAUGGAUGAAUUCUCGUUAUACUGCAUCGUCGACGGUGAUGCGUUCACCAUGCCAUUAGCUAGAGACGAAUAUGUGCUGGAUGUUACGACGGAACUCUACAAGAAUCAUCAAGUCUUCUACUUAAUAUUCUGCAGAUCCGUGUGGUACUACCCUCUUAGACUGGACGCUCCACUGUACAUAGAAGUAGUGUUCAACCAAAUCGCUCCGGACUACUUGGAGGGUCUCCUCCUGGUUCUACCCGGAGAGCAUUUACCUCAAGAAGUCGUGUACGACAUGGCGCAGAUAGCAGCCCUUCUCCACAGAGCAGCAGACAUGGCGCACGAACCAACCACCAAGGAAAUUAAAUAUCUACUACCGAAGCCAGUGCUCAGUUUACGGGAGCCACGGCCUCAACAAUGGGCAAACAUGGUCCAGCAGGCAUGGAACAAUGUACAGCAUACCGCGGUGGCUGCCUGUAAAGCACAGGUUCUUGAAAUUUUGUGGAAGUGGCCGUUAUUUGGAUCUAGCUUCUUCGCCGUGAAAAAAGUGCCUGAAGGAAAGGAAAAGGGUGGCGAUCACAUACUGGCCCUCAAUAGACAUGGAGUGCACUUCAUUGAUCUAAUCACUCACGAGACGCUGCACCACUAUCCCUACUCCGAGGUGAUCUCCACCCGAAAAGUGAAGUCCGAGGAAGGAACCCUCUAUCUGGACAUGAAAUGCGGCAAUCUGAUGCAGCAACGUAUCACCAGGCUUCAGACGGAGCAAGCUCACGAAAUCUCGCGACUGAUUAGACAAUACAUCACCAUGGAACAAAGGGCGACCAACAACCAGGGCGCUGCUAUUGGGUUCGGCAUGAGAUAA